AUCAAGUAGGAGAGGAAGAUGAUCAGACAGCGAUGAUGCCAACACGGUUUGGUCAACUCUCUCUCUCUCCUCCUCUCUCAUUUCCUAUUUAAGAGCCCACCUCCAAGCCCUUCUGCAAACCAAAGCUAAGUUAAGGCCAAGUUAACCUCAGCAGAGUUCUUUUUGUCUCUGUUUCUAUCAAGCCUCCAUUGAUUACUGUUCUGGUUUCGAAAGAGUAGCAGAUUAGUUUGUAUAGAAAUGGUGGGUAUCGUUCAUCUUGAGAAAUUUGUGCUCCUGCUGAGUCUGGUUCAUGCAUGCCUUGGAGUCGGAGGGAGGAAGCUCACUGCUCUAGUGCAACAGCCCCCUCUCGUGCUGACUUACCACAAGGGUGCCCUGCUCCAGGGCAGCCAUCCUUUCAGCAUCGUCUGGUAUGGAGAGUUCACACCUUCGCAGAGGUCCAUCGUUAGCGACUUCCUCAGCUCUUUCAACCACCAAGAGAAGAGCCCUUCUGUGUCCUCAUGGUGGAAGGUUAUUGAAGCUUACUUGGUCAAAGCAGGCAUGCAAGGAAGUGCCAUGGUGGUGCUGGGAAAACAGGUCUUAGAUGACAAGUACUCACUGGGUAAGUCACUCAAGAGGGCACAAAUUGGGGAGCUGGCUGCUAAGGCCACAACUGCUAACGGCAUCACUCUUGUGCUCACAUCUAAGGAUGUUGCAGUGGAGGGAUUCUGCAUGAGCAGCUGCGGCUUCCAUGACUCCUCUCCCCUGCAGCCCAGUGGUGAAAAGUUUGCAUAUAUUUGGGUCGGUAACUCAGAGAGCCAAUGCCCUGGACAGUGUGCCUGGCCAUUCCACCAGCCUCUGUAUGGGCCGCAGACCAGGCCGCUGGUGCCGCCAAAUGGUGAUGUGGGUGUCGACGGGAUGAUCAUCAACAUCGCUAGCAUGUUGGCCGGCACCGUCACCAACCCCUACAAGAGCGGCUAUUUCCAAGGGCCGGCUACUGCUCCUCUAGAGGCAGCGUCGGCCUGUUCAGGGAUAUAUGGAAAGAAUGCCUAUCCAGGCUAUGCAGGGGAGUUGCUGGUGGAUUCAGUUAGCGGUGCAAGCUACAAUGCAAAUGGAAUCAAUGGGCGUCGAUAUCUAUUGCCUGCACUGUGGAACCCAGAUACAUCUACUUGUUACACUCUCGUAUAAAGAUGAUGAAGAAGAAGAAGAAGACGGUGCCGUUUCCACAAACUUCUGUACAUAUACUACAGUCUUUGGAGUGGUCGGUUCGAUGUGGUUUGGCUUUUGUUAUAUAUACUGCAAUCUUUGAAACUUUGGAGAAUGAUGCAUAAUAAGGCAAAAAGCAUGUACUAAUAAACAUACUACUGUGUUUGUGCUCA
Molecule: messenger RNA, 1355 nt
Organism: Nymphaea colorata (pocket water lily)
Lineage: Eukaryota; Viridiplantae; Streptophyta; Magnoliopsida; Nymphaeales; Nymphaeaceae
Product: protein PHOSPHATE-INDUCED 1-like
Exons: 1
Coding region: 238-1164 (308 amino acids)
Source: RefSeq, a predicted model, not a curated record